AUGAAGUCAGGACCAAAAUAUGAUGGAAAAUACCUACAUGAAGUCGUAAAGGAAACAUUGAAUUUUGUGCAAACUCUAAGAGGACCAAAAUAUGAUGGAAAAUACCUACAUGAAGUCGUAAAGGAAAAAUUGAAAGACACUCGUCUUAGUAAUACUAUUACUAACGUUGUUAUUCCAACUUUUGAUAUCAAAAAGUUGCAACCAACCAUUUUCUCCACUUAUGAGACGAAACGAGCAGCAUGUUAUGAUGCAAAAUUGUCGGAUAUUUGUAUUAGUACAUCAGCAGCUCCUACUUAUCUUCCUGCUCAUUAUUUCAAAGUUGAAGAUGGCAAAGACAAUGUUAGAGAACAUCAUCUCAUUGAUGGUGGUGUUGCUGCUAAUAAUCCGUGUUUGAUUGCAAUAUCGGAAGUAAGCAAAGAAAUUUUCAAGAACAAUCCGGAUUUCUACCCAAUAAAACCGAUGGAAUAUGGUCGUUUUCUUGUAAUAUCACUAGGGACAGGAGCUGCAAAAUAUGAACAAAAAUAUGAUUCAUCCAUGGCAGCAAAAUGGGGGAUUGUUGAGUGGUUAUUGCACAAAGGUUAUCCAUUAAUAGAAGUAUUCAGACAAUCAAGUGCUGAUAUGGUUGAUUAUCAUAAUUCUGUUGUUGUUCAAGCUCUUCGUAGUGAAGAUAGUUACCUUCGAAUUCAAGAGGAUGAAUUGAGUGGAACAGAAGCCUCAGUAGAUGUGGCUACAAAAGAAAAUUUGGAGAGGUUAGUGGAAAUUGGAGAAAAAUUAUUGAAAAAACCACUUUCAAGGGUAAAUUUGGAAACAGGUUUAACAGAACCAAUUCCUAAAGGAGGCACUAAUGAGGAAGCCCUUAAGGGUAUAUCAUCAUAA
Solanum verrucosum is the source of this 876-nucleotide messenger RNA. RefSeq names its product patatin-like protein 2. The record is from RefSeq and is a predicted model, not a curated record. The transcript has 5 exons. Gene Ontology annotation, biological process: lipid metabolic process. Gene Ontology annotation, molecular function: monoacylglycerol lipase activity; glycerophospholipase activity. NCBI's taxonomy places the organism in Eukaryota, Viridiplantae, Streptophyta, Magnoliopsida, Solanales, Solanaceae. Bases 1 to 876 code for a protein of 291 amino acids.